Acinonyx jubatus (cheetah) is the source of this 3454-nucleotide messenger RNA. It is a transcript of the gene ERICH2, whose product is annotated as glutamate rich 2. The record is from RefSeq and is a predicted model, not a curated record. The coding region runs from base 231 to 1613 and encodes 460 amino acids. Lineage: Eukaryota; Metazoa; Chordata; Mammalia; Carnivora; Felidae. The transcript is spliced from 11 exons.
UGGCCUCCGCUGGUGUGAGAAGAGGGUCUCUGUUCUAAUCACUCGAAUCUGAUUUCUGGGGAAUCAAGACCCCCAGGAAACUCAUUUUCUUGGGCGACCUCAGGUUGGAGACCAAAUCCUGCAGGCGACAUUUGCUCAUCCACAUCUGGAGAUAACCCUUUCUCCCAACUCAAGACUUCUUUUAUCCCCACCCCCACUUUUCCCUCUCCCCGCCAAGAAUAGGUUCAGUUAUGGACAACGACAUUCCAAUCUCGCUCCUUUCUUCACUUCUCAAAGUAACGAGUGCACGUCCGGACGUGUGUUCGAGAUUGCAUGCAUCUUACUCGCAGCGCGACGCAACCGCUGGGCUCUCCUUAACCCGGGUUUCUCGCCCCGCCUCCUUUGUGAUUCCCAGAGCCUGCUCCGCCCACGUCCCGCCCCCGCCCUGCCCCUCAGCCCCGCCCUAUGUUCGCUCUGCCCCUCUACCAGGUCCUGGACUGGCUCAGCUUCCUCAGCCUGGCCUCGCAGGCCUGGCGGGGUCCCGUCCUGUCCCACCUUCCCCGGCCCGCUCCCUCCACAGCUCCCCGGGUGCGGCCCGCCUCCUUCCUGGCCCUCAGUGGCUCUCCCACCUCGUCCCGCCCUCGCCCCUCUCCUUCCGCUUCCCUGAGCCGCAACCAGGACUCCGGCCGCGCGGGGUCUCGUCUCCAUGGCGACGUCGUGUGUACAGCUCCCAGCUCACAACACCGCGCGAACCCCGAGCUGGGCUGGCCUUCUGUAUCCGCCCCGAGGAAGGGCGGUGUGAAGGAACCACGGGCAGGUUCGGGCUCUGGGGUUCCACGGCUGCAGAGCUGGCGCUCGAAAAGGUACCAAAAUAUAGACAGAAUGGCAGAGUGCUAGUGUUUGAUCCAAAGGCAAAAGUGAUGCUUGAACCAAAUGAAGCAAUGUCAGAUAAAUGCCUCUUUGGACGCAGACCAAGAUUGGCAAGCAAACUUUGUACCUCGCCAACACAAGUCUCUCUAAAUGUAGCUAGGACGAUCUCAGAAAAGAAGGAAGUCUCUUCAAAAAAUAUUGAAAAUACAGCCUCUUUAAGGAAUACUGAAAAUAGAGCAUCUUCAAAGAGUAUUGAAAAUAAAGAUACAGAAACAAAUCUACAGUCUAAGCUAUGGUCAUCUUCCUUCUUAAAAGAAAGCAUAGGUCAAGUGGGCAAAGAUGCAGUCCUUCAAGAGCAGGAGAAAAAUAACAAACGUUGCCUUCAGGGUAUUGAUGAUAAGUUAUCUGAAUCGACAGAUGAUGAUGGUGAAGAUGAUACCAGUGAUGAUGAUAAUGAUGAAGACAGUCACCCUAAUAAAGAUACUCAUGCUCCAUUAGAGUUAAUGGCAGAAUUCCUGAGAGCAGAAAUGGGCCAAGACUACCAUUUGGCAAAAAAAUUAUGUCAGAUGAUUCUAAUCUAUGAACCAGAAAAUCCUGAGGCCAAGGAGUUUUUCUCACUUAUUGAAGAAAUGUUGCUGAUGGAGAAAUCUCAAAAUCUUGAGGAAGAUGAUGAAGAUAGUGAAGAAGACAGUAGCAGUGAGAAUGAAGGAGAGAGCAGUGAGGAGCUAAGUGAAGAAAGCUCUGAUGAAUGCGAAGACGGGUGAUGAAGAUUUCCUACAACUUGCAGCUGAGCGAGUCCUACCCAAUGUACCUGCCACAGGAUAGCAAGCAUGAUGACUGACAACAUCCUCUAAGACUGUAAGCCAAACUGGACUCUUUAGCUUACCCUCAGGAUGGCCACUCAAAGCCAAGGAAGGGGAAUUGGUGGGUUUUUGUGCCAGUUAACAGUAUGUGUAAAAUAGAAAUACACGCAUACCUCAUUUUAUUGUGCUUUGCUUUAUUGCACUUUGCAGAUACUGCAUGUUUUACAAAUUAUAGUUUUGUGGCAACCCUGCACUGAACAACUGUAUUGGUGCCAUUUUGGGAAUUCUCACAAUAUUUAAAACUAUUUCGUUAUUAUUAUAUUUGUUACAGUGACCUGUGGUCAGUGAUUUUUGGUAUCACUAUUGUAAUUAUUUUGCGGUGCCAUGAAUUAUGCCCAUAUAAGACAGAGAACUUAACCGAUAAAUGUGCUCUACCAACCCACCCCGCUAUCUCUCUCCCUGUCCUCAGGACUCCCUAUUCCCCGAGAUACAAUAAUUUUGAAACUAAACCAAUUAAUAUCCCAACAUUGGCCUCUAAAUAUUCAAGUGAAAAGAAGAGUCACAUGUCUUUCACUUAAAAUCGAAAGCUAGAAAUGACUAAGCUUAGUAAGGAAGGCACAUUGAAAGCAAAGACAGGCUGGAAGCUAAGUCUCUUGCAAGUUAGCCAAGUUGGGAACGCAAAGGAAAAGUUCUUAAAUGAAAUUGAAAAUGCUACUUCAGUGAACAUACAAAUGAUAAGAAAGGCAACCGCCUUGUUGAUAGGGGGAAAGUUUUAGUGGUCUGGAUAGAAGAUCAAACCAGCCACAACAUUCCCUUAAGUAAAAGCCUAAUUCAGAGCAAAGCCUUAACACUCUUCAAUUCUAUGAAGGCUGAGAGAGGUGCAGAAGCUGCAGGAAAAAAGUUGGAAGCUAGCAGAGUUGGUUCACGAAGUUUAAGGAAAGGAGUAGCAUAAAAGGAGCAUUUAUCUCCACAGCAUAAAAGUGUAAGGUGAGGCAGCAAGUACUGAUGUAGAAGCUGCAGCAAGUUGUCCAGAAGAUCUGGCUAAGACAUGAAUGAAGGUGGCUACACUAAGCAGAUUUUCAACAUAAACAAAACAACCUUCUAUUGGAAGAAGAUGCCACCUAGGACUUUCAUAGCUAGAGAGAACUCAAUGCCUGGCUUCAAAGUUUCAAAGGACAGGCUGAUCUCUUAAUACAGGGAAAUGAAGCUAAUGACUUAAAGUUGAAGCCAAUGCUCAUUCACCAUUCUGAAAAUCUAAGGGCGCUUAGUUGGCAAGGAUGCAGAGGAAGGGGAACUCCCUUACACUGUUGGUGGGAAUGCAAACUGGUGCAGCCACUGUGGAAAACCAUAUGGAGUUUCCUCAAAAAGUUAAAAAUAGAACUAGCCAAUGACCCAGCAAUUGCACUACUAGGUAUUUACCCAAAGGAUACAAAAAUAUAGAUUUGAAUACAUGUACCCUAAUGUUUAUAGCAGCAUUAUCAACAAUAGCCAAAUUGUGGAAAGAGUCCCAAUGACCGUCAACUGAUGAAUGGAUAAAGAAGAUGUGGUAUUAGCCAUCAAAAAGAAUGAAAUCUUGUCAUUUGCAAUGAUGUGGAUGGAGCUAGAGGGUAUUAUGCUAAGCAAAAUAAGUCAGAGAAAGACAAAUACCAUAUGAUUUCACUCAUAUGUGGAAUUUAAGAAACAAAACGAACAUAGGAGGAAAUAAAAGAGGAAAACCAAAAAACAGACUCUUAUCUAUAGAGAACAAACUGAUGGUUACCAGAGAGGAGGUAGGUGGGAGAAUGGGUUAAAUAGGUGAUGGG